Molecule: messenger RNA, 324 nt
Organism: Trametes versicolor FP-101664 SS1
Lineage: Eukaryota; Fungi; Basidiomycota; Agaricomycetes; Polyporales; Polyporaceae
Exons: 3
Source: RefSeq, a predicted model, not a curated record
UGUGCGCGUAACUACACGGUCGAGCUCGGCGACACCUGCGACGGCAUCGCGGCGAAGACGAACACGCCCACCUUCCAGCUCGAGACGGUGAACGCAGACAAGAUCGACGCCGCGUGCGACAAUCUUGCGCUAGGCGAGCCUUUGUGCCUCGGUAUCAUUGGCGAGGACUGCGACAUCACCCACGUCGUCCAGCCUGGCGACAGCUGCGGCGUGAUCGCGCAAAACGCAAAGACGACCCUGGACAUCCUGUUGGCCAACAACCCAAACGUCAAUGCUGACUGCACGAACAUCGGUGUCGGAGAGGUACAUACGCCCUUCAUAUGA